CGAUCAACCCAAAACAUAUAUAUAAUGUACCCUACUUGGCCAGUUGGGAUCACGUUUCUCCUUUAGUACUAAAAACCAAAUCAUAUAUAUAUAUAUAUAUAUAAUGUGCCCAUGUACCCUGAAUCAUAUUUUUGUGAUGAAUGCUCAACCUGUGAUUCAUGGGUCAGUGUCGCUGAUGCAGUUGUAUCGCCUCCUUGAAUCUUAUUGGUCUAUAUUCUUGAACAGGUAAUAGGUAGAAAAUGUGUCACAUAAGAGCACAAAGAAGGAUAUAUUAGUGGAUGUGGGUGACCAAGUAUCUGAUCUUAUGUGGAUUACUGAAAACAGGGUAACUGUGUCAUCAAAUAGCCGUUCAUGGUUGAUACCGUCAUCCAAAAAGUGGAUGGCACUAGCAUUGACUGCUAUAUGACAUUCCUGUACUAGCAUGUUUUCAGAAGUGCAUCUGAAUGGCACAAUCAUUGAAGAAAGCUCUCUUCUCUCAUCAUGUUUUCAUCAGAAGCUAUGCAUCAGUUAUUCAUUUUUGUUCAGUCACUCAGAAGACUGAUUUAAGAUCGAUCUGCGACAGGGGAUAUGUUUGCAACCACCAUUUCAAAAAUCUUCGAGUUUUCAAAACGAGUCAUAAACACUUUCUGCAACAUUACUGUACGCCUAUUAAGACAGGAAGCAUAUGUUGGGAAGGAUCCUCUCGCACAAUUCUGCUCAGAAAGCUUGAAGUUGCUUUGAAGGAGCAUCAAGUUAGUGAAGCAUGGGAAGCGUAUAGUGAUUUCAAAAACUUGUAUGGUUUUCCAAACCAGUAUCUUAUGAAUGAACUUAUGACUGAGCUGUCCUACUCAUCUGAUCCCAACUGGCUUCAUAGGGCAUGUGAUUUGGUUUUUUUAGUACUAAAGGAGAAACGUGAUUUACUUCGGCCUGACUUACUAAUUAAGCUCUCUCUUUCCUUAGCAAGAGCUCAAUUGCCUGGUCCCACAUCAAUGAUUUUGAGGCUAAUGCUGGAGAAAGAGUGUUUGCCACCUUUGAAUAUAUUGAGGAUGGUCUUUUUGCAUAUGGUGAAAACAGAUGUUGGGACAUAUCUUGCAUCCAAUAUCUUGAUUGAGCUAUGUGAUCGUUUUCAAAAUUUGAGUGAAACCAGAUCUGCUUCUAAAAAGUUGAUAAAACCUGAUACGAUGAUAUUUAACCUUGUUUUGGAUGCUUGUGGGAGGUACAAGUCAACUUUCAAGGGCUAUCAGAUUAUAGAACUGAUGGCAGAAACUGGCAUCAUAGCAGAUGCACACACCAUUAUUAUCAUCUCUAGGAUUCAUGAGAUGAAUGGUCAGAGGGACGAGUUGAAGAAAUAUAAAGAUGUUGUCGAUCAGGUUUCAGUUCCUUUGAUUCAUCACUACAUACAGUUCUAUGAUAGUUUGCUGAGCUUACAUUUCAAAUUUAAUGACAUCAGUGCUGCUUCGGAACUCAUAUUUGAUUUGUAUAGAUGUAAGGAAUUUAUUAACAGCCGAGAAGAUAAGAAAAAUCCUGAGAAGCCUUGUUUUGUCCCAAUCGGAUCUCAAAAUCUAAGGGCGGGAUUGAAAAUACAGGUAUUCCCUGAACUGAUCCACAAGGACUCUGUCUUCAAAGUGGAUCCGAAAGAGGAGUUUGUUAUGUGUAAGAGUGGGAAAAUUGUGAUUAACAACAAAGGAAUAGCUAAGCUUGUUGUAACAUGUAAGAGAAGUGGUAGGAUUAGUGAACUGUCAAAGCUUUUGAUUAGCAUUCAGAAGGCGGGUUCAAUGAAAGACGAAAGUUGGUGCUCUGAAGUGGUUGAUGCUUGCAUUAAUUUGGGGUGGUUGGAGAUUGCUCAUGACAUUUUGGAUGACAUGGCGUUGGCAGGGUGUCCGAUGGGCAACAGUUUAUAUUUAUCACUGUUAAGGGCUUACUAUGAACAGAAUAUGUUUAGAGAAGCAGGAGCAUUGCGAAAACAAAUUAGGAAGGCAGGUUUGGACAUAGAUAUGGCUAAUGAAUCCUUAACUCUUUCAGAGAGAAGAACAACUUCAACUAGAAAAGCAGAUUUGGCCCAGUCUUUCAUCAGAGAAAUGGAAGAAGAGGAGAAAACUGUGGCUUCUACGGUGUAUGAGCUCAAUUCUUCUAUCUACUUCUUCUGGAAAGCUAAAAUGACAGGGGAUGCUUUGAAGACAUACAGAAAAAUGCAAGAGAUGAAGAUCCAUCCUAGCGUGCAAACCUUUUUUAUUAUGGUUUCUGGGUAUUCUUCUUUGGAGAUGUAUCGGGAAAUCACGAUCUUGUGGGGGGAUUUUAAACAGAAUAUUGAGAAUGGAAAUUUAGUGGUUAACAGGGAUUUAUACGAGUUCAUAGUAUUGAAUUUUCUUCGCGGUGGUUAUUUUGAAAGGGUGAUGGAGGUAGUUGGGCACAUGAAGGAGCAUGGUAUGUACAUUGACAAGUGGAUGUUAAAAGUGGAGUUUCUAAAGCUUCACAAAGAUCUUUAUAGGAACUUAAAAGCAUCUAGUGCUAGAACUGAGGCUCAAAACAGGAGGAUUGAAGAUGUUCGGGCCUUCAGGAAGUGGGUUGGUAUCCAGUGAAGUUCAUUAUGAAGUGAAGUAUAUGGCUUGUUUGAAGCUUGGGACUUGGUUUGGUGGUGGCAGUGAUGGGAUACUCAUAGGAAGAAAAUGAAGGGAUGUUGAGUGAGGUUUGCUAAAUUCAUUCGCCAAUUCUCGUUGAAAGAAGAAGCUCUUAUAUGUACAUUUACUUCCGCGCGUGUGUAAGAGGUGAAUCUGAAGCUCUUGCAUUAUGUUGGAGUAACUUCGUGAGGGAUGUCGCUUAACAAAAGUAAAACAGGCUCGGAAAGGUAACUGGUGUCAGGAUUUGUGUCCAAGUGGUGAAAAAUACGUUGUCUCCUCCAAUGAAAAAGGCCGAACUAGCAAUAAAUUUUGGUAGAGGCAUUCGCUGCGAGUCUUGGAUUUGGCUUGCGAACAUGGAGUUGUUGUGGAAGAAAGAAACAACUUCUUCAUUGAUGGUGAUGUCAAAAAUAGAAAGGAAGCUGAGCUCUAUUUGGCCGAAAAUGAUGCCGUUUAUAAUAACAUGGUGAAAUGUUUAAGAUGUCAUUAUUAGAGGGACAAGCAUAGUCAUGGGAAUCUGGUACAUUGAUUCAUUAGAAAAACCUGACAAUCUUUCAAGAUGUAAUCUGCUAGUUGUCCGCUAGUGUGUACAACUUGGCUUUAGAUAAGCGUUUGGAGAACUUGUGCAGUGGAUUUCAAAAUCUGAAGUUGCUACUUCCUCGGCCAGUCUGCUCCAUCUGCAAGUGGUUUCAUGUCAUUGUACUGCAAAUAGGUUCGUCUCUGCUUGUGUUAUGACUUCUCUGGUGGUGUUUCUCAAUCUCCAACAAUUCUUCAGCCUAUGGGGGUUCUCUUGUGUUUCUGCUGGAAAGUAAACACAUCAAACUAGCAGAUCAUCCAUCGAUUGGCAAUUUUUUUUUUUGGAAGACCAAUAAAUUCAUUUGUGUGAAGACGUGCAUAUGAUUGGCCGGAGUUAUGUUCCAAAUGAUUGGUCAAAGUUGUAUGUACUUGGUUUGUGCUUCCUGGACGAGGAUGUUAUUGUACCAUUACCCUAUUUAUCUUGUUGUAAUCUAAAUUUUCUAUCGUUUAAUCCUUAGGCAUUUUGCUGAUAGAAAAA
Rhododendron vialii is the source of this 3648-nucleotide messenger RNA. RefSeq names its product pentatricopeptide repeat-containing protein At4g17616. The record is from RefSeq and is a predicted model, not a curated record. Bases 444 to 2558 code for a protein of 704 amino acids. The transcript is spliced from 4 exons. Lineage: Eukaryota; Viridiplantae; Streptophyta; Magnoliopsida; Ericales; Ericaceae. Gene Ontology annotation, molecular function: protein binding.